AUGUCGGAAAUCAGCACCGCGGGGGAAACGCUGCAUCCGGUCCGAGUGGCGGAAGAGCUGAGCAUAGAGGCCGAAAAUCGUUCGAUCUCCUCAUCCACAUCAGACAUUGUCAUUGAGAAGAUUGCACCGAUAUUGGAUGAUAGUCCUCCUGAGAGCAAGAAAAAGAAGGUCGAAUUCGAAGGAGCGAACGUCGAGCCGGCUCCACCCCCUUACACGCCUGCAACGGCUGAAGCGGUGAAAAUACCGUUCUGGGAAAAGCGAUGGUUCCUACUGGCUCCCAUUGGAGGCCUGUUCUCCCGCAUCCCUAUCCGCGUUUUCUUCAUCAAUGCUCGAGGAUUCCUCGCCGACAUCUACCAAACAACUUGGAGAGGACCAUGGAUUAAUCGCUCUUUAUCUCAAAGGCAGUUUACCGUUGGUGACCAAUGCUUCGGCUUGGGAUCUAACUCCAUUUCCGCAGCAUCAUGUGAUGAUGUUGGCGUCACUGUCUACGCUAUGGAUACCGAGGGAAUCCUGUACGCUUUCCAGCCAUCUGGGGAAGAUAGCAGUGGAAAUGGUGCAAUUUGGAAUAUUGUUUGGCAAGACAAUGAUGUCGGAGACAUUUCCGCCCAAGGUGUCAAUAUUGCUGCAGUCUGUCUGAUGCCCGUCGACGACUGGCCUCCACCAGUGUUUGUCAACUUCUUCGAAAGUAUUCAGAACACGGGAUCGCUUGUUACCUGGUUCAACACUACAAACGUCACUGUCCCCUUGUCGCCCAAGUAA
Hyaloscypha bicolor E is the source of this 759-nucleotide messenger RNA. RefSeq lists its product as uncharacterized. Lineage: Eukaryota; Fungi; Ascomycota; Leotiomycetes; Helotiales; Hyaloscyphaceae. The record is from RefSeq and is a predicted model, not a curated record. Bases 1 to 759 code for a protein of 252 amino acids. The transcript has 5 exons.